UGAAAACUCCGACAUCAUUUUCAUUUUAGUCUCUCAUUUCCUUUCUCUUAACAACAGAUUCUCUAAAAUCACAUACCGCCGGCGGGAAGGCAUUGAGAUCGAGCUGUGAGAUAAAUUUUGAAUUGCAAUGUCUAUGGUUGAUGAACCGCUUUACCCAAUAGCUGUUCUCAUAGAUGAGCUGAAAAAUGACGAUAUCCAGCUGCGGUUAAACUCUAUUCGUAGGCUAUCAACAAUUGCACGUGCUCUUGGAGAGGAGCGCACUCGUAAAGAAUUGAUCCCAUUUUUGAGUGAAAAUAAUGACGACGAUGACGAGGUACUCCUUGCAAUGGCAGAAGAACUGGGGGUUUUUGUUCCAUAUGUUGGUGGAGUGGAACAUGCCCAUGUUUUGCUCCCACCCUUGGAAACCCUUUGCACUGUUGAGGAAACCUGUGUGAGGGACAAAGCUGUGGAGUCCUUAUGUAGAAUUGGGUCUCAAAUGAUAGAGAGUGAUUUGGUCAAUUGGUUUAUUCCUCUUGUAAAGAGGUUAGCAGCUGGUGAAUGGUUUACUGCUCGAGUUUCUGCAUGUGGGCUUUUUCAUAUUGCAUAUCCUAGUGCACCAGAUGCACUAAAGGCAGAACUGCGAUCAAUUUACAGCCAAUUGUGUCAAGAUGACAUGCCAAUGGUCAGGAGGUCUGCUGCCUCGAACCUUGGAAAAUUUGCAGCAACUGUUGAAUCUGCUCAUUUGAAGAUAGAAAUCAUGUCAAUAUUUGAUGAUCUUACCCAAGAUGAUCAAGAUUCUGUUCGAUUAUUGGCCGUUGAAGGGUGUGCAGCUCUUGGAAAAUUGUUAGAGCCCCAAGAUUGUGUUGCUCAUAUCCUCCCCGUUAUUGUUAACUUCUCUCAGGAUAAGUCUUGGCGUGUUCGUUACAUGGUAGCAAAUCAAUUGUACGAGCUUUGUGAAGCAGUGGGCCCUGAGCCAACCAGGACGGACUUGGUCCCUGCAUAUGUGCGAUUGCUUCGAGAUAACGAGGCAGAAGUACGUAUAGCAUCUGCUGGCCGAGUGACCAAAUUUUGCCGGAUUUUAAGUCCUGAACUUUCAAUUCAGCAUAUUCUUCCUUGUGUGAAGGAAUUGUCAUCAGAUUCUUCUCAACAUGUUCGAUCUGCAUUAGCUUCUGUGAUAAUGGGAAUGGCUCCAAUCUUAGGAAAGGAUGCAACAAUUGAACAGCUCCUUCCAAUUUUUCUCUCUCUUCUGAAGGAUGAAUUUCCUGAUGUGCGCCUCAAUAUUAUCAGCAAGCUUGAUCAAGUGAAUCAGGUUAUUGGGAUUGAUCUGCUGUCUCAAUCCUUAUUACCAGCAAUUGUCGAGCUUGCUGAGGAUAGACAUUGGAGAGUCCGGCUAGCAAUCAUAGAGUAUAUACCCUUACUAGCUAGCCAAUUGGGUGUAGGCUUUUUUGAUGACAAACUUGGCGCCCUUUGCAUGCAGUGGUUACAAGAUAAGGUUCACUCAAUCCGUGAUGCAGCUGCGAACAACUUGAAGCGUCUUGCAGAAGAAUUUGGUCCAGACUGGGCAAUGCAGCAUAUUAUUCCCCAGGUAUUGGAGAUGAUUAACAACCCACAUUAUUUGUAUCGCAUGACUAUAUUGCGUGCAAUCUCUCUUCUUGCCCCAAUCAUGGCUUCAGAAAUUACCUGUACAAAACUGCUGCCUGUUGUCAUCAACGCAUCAAAGGAUAGGGUACCCAACAUCAAGUUCAACGUGGCUAAGGUGCUGCAGUCGCUCAUCCCCAUUGUUGAUCAGUCUGUUGUAGAGAAGACAAUUCGUCCGUGUCUGGUUGAGCUGAGUGAGGAUCCUGAUGUUGAUGUUCGUUUCUUUGCCAAUCAAGCACUUCAAGCAAUUGAACAUGUAAUGAUGUCUAGCUAAGCAGGAAUUUAGUUUCAAGUUUUGAGUUCAAUUUAGAGCUCAAAUCUAGAAGCCUAAACCGUUUUUUCCCCUAGAGGUACUAGUGAAUAUUACCCUGUAUGUUACGCAUACAUGACCUUACUUGAUCGGUCUCAUGCUUGAGAAAAACCGGCAGCAGACAAAAAUAUUAACAUAAUUAUCCACCGACUGUUCAUAUUAUUUCUCGUUUGCCUUUUUAUUUUUCCUUCUUUUUUGGCCCACUUGUUAUUGUAUUUUACUUGUAAGAAGACACUAUUUCAGAUUCAAUCGUAUUCUUGAUGAA
Humulus lupulus (European hop) is the source of this 2192-nucleotide messenger RNA. RefSeq names its product serine/threonine-protein phosphatase 2A 65 kDa regulatory subunit A beta isoform. The record is from RefSeq and is a predicted model, not a curated record. NCBI's taxonomy places the organism in Eukaryota, Viridiplantae, Streptophyta, Magnoliopsida, Rosales, Cannabaceae. Gene Ontology annotation, molecular function: protein phosphatase regulator activity; protein binding. Gene Ontology annotation, cellular component: cytoplasm; protein phosphatase type 2A complex. The coding region runs from base 128 to 1891 and encodes 587 amino acids. The transcript is spliced from 13 exons. Gene Ontology annotation, biological process: protein dephosphorylation.